GCUGGGGUCCGUGGCGCUCACCCCCGCGACGCCGGGGAGGGAGCCCACGGGGCCGCGCCGCGGGACGGGGGCGGGGAGCGUCACUGCACCGCAGCAACCGUCCCUCCUCCCGGGGCGGGGGGGAGAGGCGGCACCCGGGCGCCGCGGCGGGGCUGCUCCGCUACCGCGUCCUGCCGUGCCCUGCUGCGCCGUGCCCUGCCGGUGCGGAGCGAGCCCCGCAGUCCCGGGUGCUGCGCCGGGGGCUCCGCCGUACCCUCUGCCGGCCGGGGGCAGCGCGCUCCCUGGCCCCCGCAGCGGGCAGGCGCGGCUCGCGACCAGGGGAAACUUGGCUCGAAACUCCCGCCCGCCGAGGCACCAGCAGCUGCACCGGCGCUCCCGGGGCUGCGGGUGCCGGCCCCGCUCGCUGCCCGCCCGGGCCGAGCGGAGAAAGUUUCCCUGCAGGAGGCUGGGCGGAGGCGGGCGGCGCGGCGGGCGCUGCCGCAGUGAGUGCGCCGAGCCCGGGCUGUGCCGGCGGCGGGAGCGCCCGGAGCGUUCGGUCCCGCCGCCCGCAGGGCGAUGUGAGGCUCGGGGACAGCGUCGGCUGCCGAAGGCUUUAGGUGUUACAUGCGUCCGCUAACCUUCUCCAAAAUGGAUUUUAGUCAGAGCAAUCUGUUCGGAUACAUAGAAGACCUGCAGGAACUAACUAUUAUAGAGAGGCCAGUACGCAGGAGCCUGAAGACACCAGAAGAAAUAGAAAGAUUGACAGUUGAUGAAGAACUCAGUGAUAUUGAAAGGGCUGUUUAUCUACUCAGUUCUGGUCAGGACAUCCAGGGAACCAGUGUGGUGGCAAAUCUUCCAGUCCUGAUGCGACAGAAUCCUGCUGAAACACUUCGUCGGGUUUUACCAAAAAUCAGAGAGGUUCUGCAUGUUGCAGGAGUGGAAAUGCAGUUAACAGCUGCUGUUUCAUUUUUGACUGUUCUGCAAGAGGAAUCGGUGUCCAUUCAUACAUACUCCCACUCCUUCCUACACAUCAUUCUCCAGAACCUGGAACACAGAGAUGCAGGUGUCAGCAAUGCAUGGUUAGAAACUCUUCUUGCUGUAAUAGAAGCUUUACCAAAAGAAACUGUUAGACAUGAGAUCCUGAAUCCACUUGUUUCUAAAGCACAGCUUGCUCAAACACUUCAGUCCCGUUUAGUUAGCUGUAAAAUCAUGGGAAAAGUAGCUAACAAAUUUGAAGCCCAUAUUAUUAAAAGAGAGGUUCUUCCAUUGGUGAAAUCACUGUGCCAGGAUGUGGAAUAUGAAGUUAGAACUUGCAUUUGUCGUCAACUGGAACAUAUAGCUCGAGGAAUAGGGACAGAACUAACAAAAACUGUGGUGCUUCCUGAAUUAGUAGAACUGGCAAGAGAUGAGGGCAGCAGUGUCCGCCUCGCAGCUUUUGAGACAUUAGUGAAUCUGCUUGAUAUGUUUGAUGCAGAUGACAGGAGUCAAACUGUUCUCCCAUUAGUGAAAUCAUUCUGUGAAAAAUCCUUCAAAGCAGAUGAAUCUAUCCUAGUUUCUUUAUCUUUCCAUUUAGGGAAACUGUGUAAUGGAUUAUAUGGCAUUUUUACUCCUGAACAGCACUUACGGUUUUUGGAAUUUUAUAAGAAACUUUCCACACUGGGUUUACAGCAGGAGAACGGACACAGUGAUAAUCAACUACAACUUCAAACUCUGGAACAGGAAAAGAAAUAUAUUUCAGUGAGGAAGAACUGUGCUUACAAUUUCCCGGCCAUGAUUGUUUUUGUGGAUCCAAAGAACUUCCAUUUAGAACUAUAUUCUAUAUUCUUCUGCCUUUGUCAUGACCCUGAAGUUCCUGUCAGAUACACUAUGGCCAUAAGCUUCUUUGAAGUUGCUAAGCUUUUAAAUUCUGAUGUGUAUACAAUACAUAAAGAACUGGUUACACUAUUACAGGAUGAGUCACUGGAGGUGUUAGAUGCCCUAGUAGGUCACCUUCCUGAAAUCCUUGAACUAAUGGCUAACAGAGGAGAAAACAAUGGAUCAGAAAGCAAGUUACUCUCCAUUCCUGACUUGAUUCCUGCAUUAACAACAGCAGAACAGAGAGCAGCGACUUCUUUAAAAUGGAGAACUCAUGAGAAGUUACUACAAAAAUAUGCAUGUCUCCCUCAUAUCAUAUCAAGUGAUCAGAUUUAUUACCGUUUUCUUCACAGAAUGUUGACAAUCAUUUUGACAAAUAAUGUCCUGCCAGUCCAAAAAGCAGCUGCUCGAACUCUCUGCAUUUAUUUGCGUUACAAUCGCAAACAAGAACAGAGACAUGAGGUUAUUCAGAAACUGAUUGAACAACUGGGCCAAGGAAAAAGUUACUGGAACAGACUUCGUUUUUUAGAUACUUGUGAAUUCAUUAUGGAACUGUUUUCAAAAUCAUUCUUCUGUAAAUACUUCUUUCUACCUGUGCUUGAACUUACACACGAUCCAGUGGCAAAUGUGAGAAUGAAGCUAUGCUAUUUGUUGCCAAAAGUUAAAUCUACUCUGAAGAUUCCCACUGAUAAACAUUUACUUCAGCAGUUGGAAUUAUGUAUAAGGAAACUUUUGUGUCAAGAGAAAGACAAAGAUGUCUUGACCAUUGUGAAACGAACAGUGUUAGAAUUGGACAGAAUGGAGAUCUCUGUAGAUGCUUUUCAGAAAAGAUUUUACGAAUAUGAUUUAUUGGAUCAAGAAAAAGAGAGACAAGAGCAUCUCCUUUUGGAAAUGGAACAAUUAGAAAAAGAGAAGCAGCAAACUGAAGGAAGGUCUACAAAUAUUAAUGAUAAAAUGUUUGAAAAGAAGCGUAGAGACAGUAAAGCAUCAUCAGUGUUGGCAAAAAGUAUCAAUCUCUCUGUUCCUGGAAGCUCUUCUGGUACAUCACUAGGCAAAGAAGAAAAAAAAUCCAAGUUGGUUCGAAGCCAGUCUUUCAGUACUCAAGCACUUCAUCCAAAAUACAGCAACAUAGACAAGUGUCCUAAUAAAAGUUCUGCUACAGGAUAUACAUCUUCAGUAUCAGGAAUGGGAAAGAGUUGUAUGUUAUCCUUUAGUGAUGAUUCAUUCCGGACUCAUUCUACUGGCAGUAGUGGGAAUGCUGCCUUCCUUUCUAGUUCUUCUUCUCGCAACUUAUUUAACUCAGCUGACCAAAAGAACAAUGGAAAUAAGGAGAGUCAGUCCCGAAGGAUGAGCAUCAAUCAUCGUAGGAAUUUCAAUUACUCAUGUCUCACAAGGAUUUGGGGAAAAUAAAUGGAUUAAUAUUCACAAAGCAGUUAGAUGCAAAGGUUAGUUAGGCAUUUUUUUACAUAACAUAAAACUUUUCCAUAUUUCUAAGGUUUUUAUGUCUGUCACUUAAAAUAAAACUGAUACCUUUUGCUUGAAUACAAAGGGACAGAAAAAGGCUCACACAGAGCAGUUUGCACCUUUGUCUUCUGGCAGGAGAGUGAAAUGUAAGAGACUCACCCAGCUUCAAGUCUCAACCUACCAUUUCCACAUGAAUACCUUAACAGCAGAGUAUUUAAAAGUUUGUAUCUCAUCAAACGCAAUGAUCUGGAUGCUUUCUCUGGUUCAGGAAGUCCCUAAACUGCAUGGUGUCAGAAGCCAAUAGGAUAUACUAGGGGAAGAAAAACAUUUUUGGAGAAAGAAGAGGAGGCUUAGGAUGGCAUACAUUUAGUUCUGAGUAAGAGUUUUUAUGUUCUGUGUUCUUGAGGGCAGACACAUUUCUCAAGUUGAUAUAAUGUCUGCUGUGCUGUAGAUUAAUUUUCUCUUUUGUAAUCUGGCCCAAUACUUAAUUAUUUUCAUAAGAAAGUGGAGCAGCUCUAUAUGGAGGAAUUAAGAGAUACAGAUGAAGGAAUGUUGGGCUGUAAAUGCAUUCAUUUGCAUAACCUCAUUAAUCACAGAUAUGUUUGAGUGUACCUUUUAUCUUUCUUUUAUUCAGAAAGUCAGUCCUGGUGCCAAAUAUACACAUAUUAAAAUAAAUAAACCCAAACAUGCCGAUUUCAAGGAAACAUUAUUUUCUAAGUUGAAGGAUGGAAAAAAUUGAUAUCCAAAUAUAUAAGCAGUUGACAGAAAUGAUUCUGAGAGGAGAAUUUGAAAAUUGUAGAAUGAGAAGUGCAAUGGAAUAGGUGCUCAUAAAUGAGUGUCACCUUCAGUGGACUCACUAAGGCAGAAAACUUGUGAGAAAACAAUAAUUGAGUAUAUAGUUAGACUAUAUUGUCAUGUAAAUUUACAUAUGUGCUGGUUAAACUUUGCACUGACCAUCUCAUUUUAAUUCUGGCAAGUCCUAGCUUUCAGUUUGCUGGCUCUGCAACUUGAAUAAGAUAACUUCUAAUAUGUUGCUUUUUCUAAGUAAUUAGGUGUGUUAUGUGGGCUGUAACAUGUUGUUUAAUAAUUAAAAUAUAAACAGAUAUAAUGAAUGAUUCUUUGUUCAAAGUGAUAUAUGUUUGGACAACAUAUUGUCUAAUUGCUUAAGCAUAAUAUUUUCUAUAAAAUUGCUCUACUGAAUCUUGGCAAAUGUUCACUUUUGACAAUACAGUGCAGUUUGCAGGGAUGAAGAAUUUCUGAUUUCAUAUAUGAUGAUGCUCCAGGAAUUUUUCAAAACUCAAAGUGACUUUGAUGGAGAACUGAGUUCUUCACUUACCAUACUCAUGGAUUCAAACAUGUGGUUUGUUUCAUUUCACAUAUGUGAAAAUAAUGUAGAUGCAAGAAAAAAAAGUCAGUAAAUCAUGUUCCAGUGCUCACAAGACAAGAAAGUGACCUUUAGCAUUGUUGUAAUUUGCUAGACCUUAGGUAAUCCUAAAGCAAUAGAAAAUGCAAGAAUUAUGCUACAGAUGCACCUGUGUAACUUAAUGGUGGAAUCCCAAAAGAGAUCAAUAUCUGCUUUAAGUACCUUAUGGAAUAGGAAAAAAUCACAAGGAGCACUGGUGGAGUAUUUUGUCCCACAAGUGAUCUUAUUUCAAUCACUUUGCAGAGCAGACGUGCUUUUCUAAAGACUUUAGCUUGAAGAGUUGCCAGUUAGAUCAUGAAUCAUCCUAGUGCAGACAUUGACGUGGUUCAUGAACACUGCGUUCUGUCAAGUAGUCCAAUCUUGUAUCAUUGUGCUGUGUAGCUUUAUUAUAUUCUUUUGAAUGUUUUCAACUUAGGAUAGAUAUAAUCUGUUUUGCUUGAGUUUACAUUGCUGUAACAUGACUGAUUUCAAUACCCAGUUUUUUAAAACUAUUUAGAAACUUUAUAGAUUAAUCAAUAAAAAUAUCCACCUUAUAGACAGCACUUAAGAAUCUUGCAUCUUGCCUAUAGACAUACAGAUAUUGCCUGAUCUUAUUUCCCUUUCAGUUAAACUUUCUUCAAGAAUGAGUGGUACAGGUUUUCCAUCCUCUAAAAAGUGGGAGUAGUUUAUUGUUGCAUAGAAAUUAAUUUUUUAAUAAUAAACGGACAUCAGUGUUUUAUAAGAUGUCCACAGCUGAACCUUUAGACAUCCAAUUUGGUGCAUGACCAUAUUAUAGCAAUUAUAUGUGUAAGUAUGUUGUAUACUGUCUUUCAUCCAGUCAUAUAAUUGCUUAGGAAGUUGAGCACAAAAUAAAAUAGUUCUGCCACUGAUCUCCAACACUUUGAGCUGGUUACUUACACCUUCUAAUCAUGUUUUCGUGC
Chiroxiphia lanceolata (lance-tailed manakin) is the source of this 5640-nucleotide messenger RNA. RefSeq names its product protein phosphatase 4 regulatory subunit 4 (gene PPP4R4). NCBI's taxonomy places the organism in Eukaryota, Metazoa, Chordata, Aves, Passeriformes, Pipridae. Gene Ontology annotation, molecular function: protein phosphatase regulator activity. The transcript has 25 exons. The record is from RefSeq and is a predicted model, not a curated record. Gene Ontology annotation, cellular component: cytosol; protein serine/threonine phosphatase complex. The coding region runs from base 604 to 3243 and encodes 879 amino acids.